AUGUCUUCCCAUAUUUUCUCAGAAUCCUUGCUGAUGGAAGAUAUUUCAGUUGGUGUUGUCUGCCAAAAGGGUUAUUUUCCUUGCAGAAAUCAUACAACUUGCCUCCCAUGGGCAUUUCACUGUGAUAGCAUAAAUGACUGUGAGAAUGGUGCAUAUGAAGAGAACUGUGGAGAUAACAGUGGAUGGGCAAGUAUCUUUGAUAUGGUUCAUGGAAAGCCUAAUUAUCUGGAUUUAUCAGAAGAAUGUCUCCACCAAUACCCAGAAGGUUGCAGCUGCAUGGAAACAGAACUAGAAUCUUCUGCUGUUAAUCUAAAGUCUGUUCCACUUGUUUCAAGUAACGUAACCCUCCUGUCACUCUCACACCACCAGAUCCAUUCUCUUCCAGAUAAAGUUUUCAGCAAGUGUAUAAAGUUAAAGAAAAUAUUUCUACAACACAGCUGCAUGCAGACAAUAUCAAAGAGAGCAUUCUUUGGACUAUGCAAACUUCAGAAACUGUAUCUCAGUCAAAAAUGUAUCACCAGACUGAAACCUGGGGUACUCGGAGAUCUACACAAAUUGAAAUACAGAAUUCUAGAUUAUAAUCCAAUAGUGAAAAAUUCACAGCAGUUAUUUGCUGGGCUAAAGUCUUUGGGUUUUUUUGGCAAAAAAGGUGAAAAACUUGGUGUCUUUAAUAAUCCAUUGACUCAACUGCUCAGCCAAGCUCAUGGUAGGCAGCUGCUGGCAUCAGAUCUGGCACCAGUAGCCUUUGGACCAGGCUCCAUAGAAUCAAUGAUAAGCAAUUCACUUCAGACUCUUCCCAAAUUCUGUACUCAAGUGCCUCUUAUCAACUGGAUGGAUUUUAAAGGCAAUCAUAUUAAGGCCUUAACAAACACCACCAUCCUGGAAUGCGAUGCAUUCACUCCCAAGGUGAGGCAGGAGGCCGUGCAGAAUCAAAGGCAGAAGGACAGAAAGGUACCUGGCAAGAGGGAGCUGCAGGUAGUGCUUAAGGCAGCAUCACAGGAAUGGGAGAAACUUAUUCCAAGACUUCCCAGGUUUUACAACAGAGAUAGAUGCAGAAACAUAAAACAGCUGCAGAAGGUCAAUCUUUCCUUCAAUCCACUUUCUCAUCUCUCUGAGGAUGGCUUUGAAAGCUUUCAGCAGCUUCAGUCACUGGAUCUGGAAAUGAUUGAGAUUCUAAAUAUAAAGGAAAGCAUGUUUCAUCAUAUGAGGAACUUCUCCCACAUGUAUGCAUAAAGUUUCACUUAUUGCUUAUAUGCACUCCAUGUGCAACUAUGCACAUCAUCAACAGACGGGAUUUCAUCAUUUGAAGAUAUCUUAGCUAACAAUGUUCUGAGCGUAUUUGUGUGGGUCAUAGCUUGUGUUAUAAAUUUUGGAAAUCUUUUCAUCAGAAUUAGAUCAUUUAUCAAAGCAGAAAAUGAGAUGCACACCAUGUCUAUCUCGGCUGUAUGUUGUGCUGAUUUUCUUAUGGGGGUGUAUUUUUUCUUCAGUGGAGAUUUUGAUGUAAAAUACCAUGGACAGUAUAAAAAAUAUGCUGUGCUGUGGAUGGAAAGUUGACCAUGCUGUAUCAUGGGGUUCAUGGCCAUGCUAUCUACAUAGGUCUCAGUCCUCUUGUUGAUGUAUCUGACCUUGGAAAAGCAUUUAGCGAUUGUCUUUCCCUUCAGUAAUAUCCAUCCUGGAAAGCAGCAGACAGUAAUGAUUCUUAUAUCCAUAUGGAUUGCUGAGCUUGUCAUAGCAAUAAUCCCAUUCUAGGAUGAGGACUUUUUUGGAAAUUAUUAUGGGAAAAAUAGAAUCUGUUUCCCAUUGAAUUCUGACCAAAGAGGAUAAAGUGAGGGCAACAGGUAUUCCCUUGGUAUUUUUCUUGGUGUGAACCUGCUAGCCUCCAUCAUCAUAGUGCUUUCAUACGUCAGCACAUUCUGUUAAAAAAAUGCUCUUCAGACAUCAGAAGUAAGGAGUCGCAUUUGCAGGGAUGUUGCUGUUGCCAACUGAUAUUUUUUUAGAGUAUUCACUGAUGCCAUCUACUGGAUUCCUGUCUUUGUCAUUGAAAUACUCUCCUUAUUCCAGGUGGAAAUUCCAGGCACUGUCCUUUCCUGGAUAGUGGUAUUUGUUCUGCCAGUACCCAUGAACCCCAUUCUGUAUACUCUCACAACUAGUUUCUUUAAGGAGAAGUUUUUAGAAGUGAUGAAAAAACUUUGGCCACUGCCGCACACCGAGCGUCUCCCCUCCCCAGCGGGGUUAUCUGACCCGGGACGCGUGCUGCCUGCCCUCCUGAAGAGGGAUCGGGUAACACGGACCCCGUCCAAGCCCUCGCCGUUGCAGAAGGAAGCCUCUCGGCCCGGCUCGCCCGCUCCCGGCGCCCACAGCCGGGCUCCGCAGCCCCAGCGCCGGGGCCUGCCCCCUCGGCCGCACCGCCCCGGGCUCUCCCGGGGCUGCCCGGCUUUUCCGACGCGACGCCAAAGUCGCUCCGCGUUUUCCUGA
Messenger RNA from Phalacrocorax carbo (great cormorant), 2475 nucleotides. The record is from RefSeq and is a predicted model, not a curated record. Lineage: Eukaryota; Metazoa; Chordata; Aves; Suliformes; Phalacrocoracidae.